Centrocercus urophasianus (Greater sage-grouse) is the source of this 718-nucleotide messenger RNA. It is a transcript of the gene POLR2K, whose product is annotated as RNA polymerase II, I and III subunit K. Gene Ontology annotation, cellular component: RNA polymerase II, core complex; RNA polymerase III complex; RNA polymerase I complex. Gene Ontology annotation, molecular function: DNA-directed RNA polymerase activity; DNA binding; zinc ion binding. The transcript has 4 exons. The record is from RefSeq and is a predicted model, not a curated record. The coding region runs from base 105 to 281 and encodes 58 amino acids. Gene Ontology annotation, biological process: DNA-templated transcription. NCBI's taxonomy places the organism in Eukaryota, Metazoa, Chordata, Aves, Galliformes, Phasianidae.
CGUCAUCAUUCGGCGCCGAGAGGACGGCUUGGCGUGUGCGGACCGGUGCCGCUUUCGGCUUUUCUCUGCCGGGCUGGCGGUGGUGCUCUUCGUGGUGAGAGAGCAUGGAUUCACAGAAGGACGUUCAGCCUCCAAAGCAGCAGCCAAUGAUUUACAUUUGUGGAGAAUGUCAUACGGAAAAUGAAAUAAAGGCAAGAGAUCCAAUCAGAUGCCGAGAAUGUGGGUACAGAAUAAUGUACAAGAAAAGAACAAAAAGAUUGGUGGUUUUUGAUGCCCGGUGAUUUGACCUGAAGAUACAUUAAUUUUAUACUUCAGUAUUUCUGGCAACUUUGCUCUGUAAAUCCAUUGGUGUAUAAAUGCAUAAUUUUGUGGUUUAAGAUAUUGAAAUAUUAAACUUUACUGUAUUACUUGUCAUACCAUCACAAUUCUAUCUAUACUACUUUUAGAAGCGGAUUUGUUACUUAAAUUUUAAUCUGUUAAAUUCAUUAGUAUUGUAUUCAUUUUUGAGUUAAGUGCUAACCUUGUUUUCACAACUCUUGCCUAAACCUUACUUGUGUUUUAACUCUUUUCAAUGUUUUUUUGGACUCCUGUGAACUACAUAAAAUCUUGGUUUGAAUAAAUCCCAGUGAAGAUAUAUUGAAGGCAACACAAAAUCAGGUCUGAAAUUUGGAUUUGAACUCGACAGGACCCAAAUCAGGAUAAAAAUUAUAUGCAUAAA